Messenger RNA from Agrilus planipennis (emerald ash borer), 1684 nucleotides. Its product is annotated as sedoheptulokinase-like. Lineage: Eukaryota; Metazoa; Arthropoda; Insecta; Coleoptera; Buprestidae. The transcript is spliced from 5 exons. Gene Ontology annotation, biological process: carbohydrate metabolic process. Gene Ontology annotation, cellular component: cytosol. Gene Ontology annotation, molecular function: sedoheptulokinase activity. The record is from RefSeq and is a predicted model, not a curated record. Bases 596 to 1657 code for a protein of 353 amino acids.
ACCGGAUUACAUAUUACUGUUUUAUUGUUUCUGGUUAUUUCUUCACGUUUUAGUUUUAUUUUGAUUAAUCUUAUUUAUAGUUGAUUCAAUUUGUACCCGUCACAGUGGCCGUUAUGCUUAUAUUUUUCGAUUUUUUUUAAAUACUUAUUUUUAAUAAUUACAUCAUCAACGAGGCUUCUGAUGGUAGAUUUAGAAAAUGAUGUAAUUUACGUUAAAUAAGCCGCAAUUUGUUUUAAUAAAUUUUAUUCAAUUCCAAAGUACCCAUAAAUUAUAAAAGAAUUUUAAAGAAAGGUGCUAAUAUAAUAGAAAAAUAAAAGUUAAAAUACAUCCCUGUAGGUACAUUUUUAUUCAUUACUUCUAAAUCAAUUGGUUUUAUCUUAUCUAAAAAGCUUUCGAUAGGAACAAAUAUUAAUACAUAAUAAUAACAUAAUAACGUAUGUUGAUAUUUGUUAAAAUUGAUUCAGAAGCUUUUUAAUAAAUGUCAUCCUAAUGCCAGUCUAUAAAGCAAAGCAGAACAUGGAACAACAUGAUAACCAUCAAUAACUAAACAAAAAUUUACCCAAAUUAGUAGCGGUAUCUUCUUGAGCGAAAAAAAAUGCCUGCAGAACAUCUUAUACUAGGAAUAGAUUUAGGAACAACUUCUGUAAAAGUUCUUGUUGUAAAUGGAGAAACCCAGCAAAUCAUUGCUAAACAAUCCAAAGAAACACAGUCUAAUGUGCCUAGUGAUCAAGGAACUGAUGGAAAUAAGCAAGAUGUGCCUAAAAUAAUUUCUGCCUUGAAUACUUGUGUUGCAAAACUUUCAAAAGAUUUACUUUCUCAGAUUAAGACAAUAGGAAUAUGUGGCCAAAUGCACGGUGUAAUGCUUUGGAACAACGAGGGCGAAGGUGCCUGGGAAAGAAUUGAAAGAGAUGGGACAUUGACACGCUAUGACGUAGUUCAAGACAAAGUAUCAGCACUAUACACUUGGCAAGAUAAUAGGUGUGACUCGGAUUUUUUGAGUUCUCUUCCCAAAUCAAAUUCACACUUUCCUCUGUGUUCCGGUUAUGGUACUGCAACGUUAUUCUGGAUGGCAAAGCAUAAGCCAGAAAAGCUGAAGAAGUACAACUGUUCAGGAACUGUACAGGAUUUUGCAGUGGCUAUGCUUUGCGGUUUGAAAACACCGAUAAUGUCUGUGCAAAAUGCUGCAAGUUGGGGAUAUUUCGAUUGUAAAAGAAACGACUGGGAUAAAGAAGUUUUGCAAAAAGCUAAUUUUCCUGUGUACCUUCUACCACGUAUUAAGAAAAGUGGUGAUAUUGCUGGAUAUUUAGAAGACAACUGGCAUUCUAUCCCAAAGGGAACGCCUAUUGGCGUUGCUUUAGGAGAUUUGCAAUGCUCGGUGCUAGGUACCAUCGAAAGCCCUUACGAUGCAGUUUUAAAUAUAUCAACGUCUGCUCAGUUAGCUUUUGUAGUAGACGACUUCCAACCAAAGGCUAGUGAUUCUUUACAUCCAUCUCCGAUGGAAUAUUUCCCUUAUUUUGAAGAUAAAUAUAUAGCUGUGGCUGCAUCCUUGAAUGGAGGAAAUGCAUUAGCUGCAUUUGUUCGUAUGUUACAGCAGUGGACCAUGGAACUAGGAUUUUCCGUGCCGCAAUGUAAGUUUUGUGAAUAUAAAUGUAAAUAAUUUAAAUUUACUCUCAACAUAAUAAAC